AUGGCGCCGUCCACCGAUCGCACAACGGACGCCGUUGCUACGUCCAGCAGCGCCCGACCGCCGCCCCGUCCCGAGUCCGAGCGCGCGUCGUCGUCGACGUUCGUCUGGGACCAAGCGACGCGUCCACACGGCACUGAAAAAGCCGACGACGUUCAGCGGACACCUUCGACGAUCAAGAGUGACAGCGACUUAAAGCGGCGCCCAUUGCCUUCGCUACGGUGUGGUAAGCUGCAGACGUUCCAGUCCACUCAGCUGGUCCAGUGGCGGCGUCGGUACUUUGAAGGCAUUUUGCGCUGGGAAACGGCGCUUCGAUUGAUGUUCGUGGCGCUUCCCACGCUCGUGUUCCUGCGCGUGAACAAUGCGCGCAUUGUCGUGUCGUUCUUCUUUGUCUACGUGAUGCUGCAGGCUCUCGCGAUUCUGUGGGGAUUCCUCUUCAACGUCGGAGCUGUGCUGGGGGAGAACAUGAGCACGAUCAUCACCAUGCCCUUCACUCAAGCAGUCUGCGUUGUUGUCGUGUACGUGUCGGUGAUGGGCAUUAUCCUGUCUUUUGGACGGGCCACGUGGAUCCUGACGUGGCAAUCGUUGGAGAACUUUCCGCUGAUUCGACGCAUUAUUGCGUGCGAAUGCAGUCCACAAGCAGUCAUUCUUACAGUCGCGAUGCCUCUACUGAUCAUUCUUCCUAGCUUGAUCAUGGUUCCGUCGUAUUGCACGAGCACGGUGUUGCAAGAGUCGUCAACGCUGAUCCAUGCAAUGUGUGAAGAGUCGUACAUGAAGCUCUUGACCGAUAAGCACCCGGUGUUUCAGCGGGCGUUGCGUAUAUCUACUGCGAUUGCUAUCUGCCAGUUCAUUCAGCUCUCGCUAGAGAUCUUGCCACGAUGGCGUUCGGCGCUAGCUGGACUUGGCACCAUGAAAACGUUUUUCCUCGGGGGAUGGUUGCUAGGGAUGAACUUUUUGGGUGGUCUGUGGACUGUUGAAUGGAGUGCGCGGCACAUCGGUCUCAAAAUCACGCCUCUGAGCGAUCUUACAAACUACCAGUGGGAAAUCUUUGGCAUGGCCUUGCUCGUCGGAUGGAUACUUUGGUUUCUAGCAGUCACGUGCUUCACGUAUCCCAACGUAAGCAAGUGUGACUCGAACGAGAAGGCGCUCUCAGGCUUUUUCGAGCGGCUCAAGUUUACCUUCGUCGUUGGACAGGGCAUUGUGUUUCUUCGAGCUUGCGUGCAUCCACACAUGGGCUUUGUGCACGCCCAGCUGGAGCUUACUAUUAUCAAUUUGCUACUGCCGUCCAUUUACGUGGUAUCGCUCAUCUGCCUUCGAAUGGUCAGUCUGCUGAGUGCCCGUGCGGUACUGUUUGCCGGCCCUUUGGCUUUAGCAAUGGCCACGAUCAUCUUUGUGAGCUCGAGGAUGACGGAGAAACCCCACGUUUUCAUUGUGGUCGGCCUCUUCUUCUUUGAUCGCUUUUUGCGCUCCGAAGCUGCUUCAUCGUUGAGCGAAGUGGGACAGUCUCUCCAACAAAUGUUGCAGGAGACAACGUUCGACAAUGACCAUCCGCUUUUGGGUCACCGAACGGCCAAGAAAUUCGUAAAUAUCGCGAUUGCUAUCCUGCUAUUGUUUGUAGCAGCACUUUCAGGGUUCAGCGUUCUUUCCGCUCUUCAGAAGAACGCAAAGUGGUUCCCAGAUGCCACUUCUGUGAAGUAUGAGGACGACACGAUUUACAUUCAUCAUACGGGAGUUGUGAAGUUGCGCCUGGGUCUUUCGAAUCAGACAAACCCGGCUAUCUUCGUCGACGACCCGCUGUAUGCAAGCUGCUCGAAUCAAUGGAAUGGACUCAGCCUGAUUGAUUUGGCUUUUUUCGCUGAAGCGGCGUACUUCAACCCUUUGUCGAACGACACGGCAGAGUUUAUCUCGGCAAUAUUUAACGACGAACUGGGCGACGUGCACGUUUACUUGCCCGCGCUGAACACCAAGACCGGAUCAAAGCUAGACUUUUUCGAAGCUCACAUCCCAAAGCUCAACACGAGCGUCAUUUCUGUGCGAGGUACCGAUAUAUGGCGAUUCACGGAUUUUGUCGAGGACGUGAAAAUGUUUUUCGAGCCAGUGGUCUUCUCGGUGCUGUCGUCGAUAUUUCCGACCAUCCGCAUCUGGCCUGACGUCACAUUUUCCACACUGAUUGAGCUGUACAGUGAAAUGAUUGGUUUGUUUGGUCUGCAACACGAGUCAUGGUACUAUCAUGAACUUCUGGACUACGUCACCUCCCUCACGGACCGAAAAGUUGUGCUGACGGGCCAUUCCAUGGGCGGUGGCAUUGCACGGCUCGUUGGCUCCAUCGUCGGGACGACAUCUGUGACCUUUUCGCCGCCCGGAUUCGUCCAAAGCUAUAGUAAAUUGGUCCACCAUAUCGGCGGUACGUCGAUGAAGGUCGACCGGGCAAGCUUGCAUCACCGCAACUUUGCCGUGGUGCCCGAGUACGAUCCAGUCACCAUGAUCGACGUUCAAGCUGGCAUGACCCAGAAGAUCUCGUGUGAUACGCCGCAUUUAUCGAUGCAGCUGUCUUGUCAUAUGCUUGAGGGAACGAUUUGUAACUUGGUGGAACACUGUGGCUAUGCUCGAGGCAGGAUCUCAUCGUGUCUAUUCGAGCAUAACAUUGCCGGAGCUACGGAGGACAUGCUCCCUCGAUUGCUUCCAACGAUCUAUAAGCCUCAGAUGUACAUGUUGCUCACGGUGACGCUGCUGAUUGCGCUCUCCAUUUGGUACCGUCGUCACCGUCGCAAGGUUCGGACGCCACUAUCGACGUCGUCUCGUCGCGGCGAGGGUAGGACAUCGAGCCGCUUUGCACAUGGCUCAAGAAACAUGCGAGAACUGCAUACGUCCCCGUACGUCCGGCGCAAGUCCAUUUUCUAG
Messenger RNA from Hyaloperonospora brassicae, 2898 nucleotides. The record is from the annotation of a GenBank genome assembly. NCBI's taxonomy places the organism in Eukaryota, Oomycota, Peronosporomycetes, Peronosporales, Peronosporaceae.